CACUACAGUACGCUCUCAUUCAUUUACUUCUUGGCAUAGGCGGUGGGAACCCUGUAAAAGAUCUUUCCGUUGAGAUCGGACAGCAAACUUAAAGCUUAAGUGUUACUAGGGCACAGACAUUGCUGUCUUGAAACGGUACUAUAUUUAGGAAGUAACGGCAGCUUUGGGCUGCCAAAAUGGCUGAGUCGCAGUAUUCAUUCUCCCUCACGACUUUUAGCCCAAGUGGGAAGUUAGUACAGAUUGAGUAUGCACUCAAUGCCGUGGCCGCUGGUGCGACGUCGCUUGGCAUCAGUGCGACAGAUGGUGUCGUCAUCGCUACAGAGAAGAAGCUGCCGUCGGCGCUGGUAGAUGAGACAACAGUGCAGAAGAUCAUGACUAUCACGCCAAGCAUCGGCGUAGUAUACAGCGGCAUGGGGCCAGACUUUCGUGUGCUGGUACGGCGCGCACGGAAGACAGCACAGGCCUAUUACCAAACGUAUAAGGAGCACAUUCCGGUGGCACAGCUCGUGCGGGAGACCGCUGCUGUAAUGCAAGAAUUCACACAAACGGGCGGUGUACGGCCUUUUGGCGUGUCGCUGAUGAUGGCCGGGUACGACGACAACGGGCCGCAGCUGUACCAGAUCGACCCAUCAGGCUCGUACUUUGCCUGGAAGGCGUCUGCCAUCGGCAAAAACAUGACCAACGCCAAAGCGUUCCUGGAGAAGCGCUACAGCGAAGAGGUGGGUAUCGAGGACGCCGUCCACACGGCCCUGCUGACGCUGAAGGAGGGCUUCGAGGGGCAGCUCAGCGGCUCCAACAUUGAGGUCGGAGUCGUGGGGCCGGACCGUAGCUUCAAGGUUCUCACAGAGGCCGAGGUCAACGAUUACUUGCAGGAGGUGGAGUGAUGCGGAUGCUGGCGCUUGCAGUGGUGGUGCUUGUGGGGGUGGGGGCGGCAGAUUGAUAGCGGUAGCGCGCGGCUACUGCUGCUGCUGUUGCUGGUGUUGGUUUGAGUAGUGACGGCUGGCGAAGUACACAUCAAUGAUCGGUUUGUGAUGAUAAGUACUACUCGCUUCCAGGCGGACCCAGCUCUGGGCUGCGACCGACUGACUCCAGGCUGAGAGGCUGUUCGGAAGGAAAUCUGCUCUCUGGGACUGGCAACGAAAAGAUAAAAAAAAGUCGUGAUGGCAGAUGCGAAAGGCAUGGACUUGGCUGUGGUUUGUUCAAAGUGAAGCAAAGGCGCGUGGCUGCGUUUGCCGCCUCAAUCCUCUGUGUAGGCAGGCAGGGAUUUUGGGCUACUGGGCAACUCACAUCGCUUGUGUUGGUCUUCAGCUGUGGAGCUGAGCGGGAGGCGGGGGAUGUGCGUGUAAGGUCGGCAGGGUGGUCAUGUUCCGCAAAGUGCUGAUGACGAUGGGGACCGGCAGGCGGCAACCAGAUUUCUGUGCGCCAGCACUUUUUUUGACUGGUAGUUUGCAAGCUAUCCUAGCUCU
This is a messenger RNA of Volvox carteri f. nagariensis, 1466 nucleotides long. RefSeq names its product 20S proteasome alpha subunit B (gene poa2). Gene Ontology annotation, biological process: ubiquitin-dependent protein catabolic process. The record is from RefSeq and is a predicted model, not a curated record. Bases 177 to 884 code for a protein of 235 amino acids. NCBI's taxonomy places the organism in Eukaryota, Viridiplantae, Chlorophyta, Chlorophyceae, Chlamydomonadales, Volvocaceae. The transcript is spliced from 5 exons. Gene Ontology annotation, cellular component: proteasome core complex; proteasome core complex, alpha-subunit complex.